Molecule: messenger RNA, 2280 nt
Organism: Didymodactylos carnosus
Lineage: Eukaryota; Metazoa; Rotifera; Eurotatoria; Philodinida; Philodinidae
Source: the annotation of a GenBank genome assembly
AUGACAAGUAAAUCCCCGUCAGUAUCAGAGAAUCUGGCCAAUGAAGUUGUUCCUCCUUUGGUACGAUCGGAUAAACGAAAUCUAGAAUCGAACAUGAUUGUAUGGCUUGAUGCGCGUAUAAACACGGCCGAUGGUAAUGUAGAAGCUAAAAGACUAGUACGUCGUGCAAUUAAUUACUUGGAAACAUUCGAGCAUGGAAAUGAAUGUAUUGAUUAUGUUAGAAACAGUAAAACAGAAAAAAUAUUUUUUAUCGUAUCGGGAGAGUUAGGUGAAAAAUUCGUCCCCAUUCUCCACAAUAAUCAACAAAUUCAGGCAAUCUACGUGUUUUGCUCGAAAAAAGAAAAACAUAAACAAUGGGCAAAACAAUAUCAGAAAAUAAGAGCCGUGUACGAUGAUAUCAAUAAGAUAUAUGAUGCAUUGAAAGAUGAUGUCAGUACACCUUCCAGUAAUGAAUUACCUAUCAGUGUCAUGUCAUCUUCUUCAUCUGGAACAUCGAAUAAUAAACAAGAAGCAUCAUUUAUGUAUUUUCAGCUGUUAAUUGAGAUAUUACUGCAGAUGAAAGAGAAAAACGAAGACGCGAAAAAAGAAAUGGUUGAUGAAUGUCGUCGACAAUAUGCAGGAAAUGAUGCUGAGUUAGCUAUUAUUGAUGAAUUUGAUCAAAAAUAUUCAUCGAGUACAGCUAUAUGGUGGUAUACACGAGACACGUUUCUCUAUCGGAUGUUGAAUAAAGCAUUAAGAGUGCAAGAUCUUGACAUUCUGUUCAAACUUCGAUUUUUUAUCAAAGAUCUCCAUCUUCAAAUUCAACAAUUACACUCAGAAGGCAUUAAAACAGGAAUGUUAGAUGUUUACCGUGGUCAAGCAAUGAGCAAAGAAGAAUUUAUAAAAGUAACAAAAAAUGCUGGCGGUUUUUUAUCGAUGAAUAGUUUUUUGUCAACAUCGACCAAUCGAAAGGUGAGCGCUAGUUUUGCUCAGCAAUCGGUAGGUCAUCCAGAUUAUGAAGCAGUUUUAUUCGAAAUGACGAUUGAUAUGUUGAAAUGUCCAAUACCAUUUCAUGCCGUUGAAAAUAUGAGUUAUUACAAAAUGGAAAGUGAAGUUUUAUUUUCAAUGGGCACCGUAUUUCGAAUUGAAUCCGUUAAAAAGGGAACUGGUGGUAUUUGGAAUGUUGCAUUGAUCAUAAACGGUGAUGGCGAUGAUGAGCUAAGGCUAUUAAAAGAUCAAAUGAAACGAGAACUUGGUGGGCUUGGACUAAUUUAUGAUGAAAGAGGAAACAAUGACCAGGCCCUUAGAUAUUAUGAAAAAGCUUUGACAUAUUUGCCAGAAGACUCUGCGUUAUACGCAGUCACUUACGGUAAUAUUGGUAUUGGAUAUAAAAAGCAGGGAAAUCUGGAGCAAGCACUGAUACAUUUAAAUAAAUGUUUAGCUAUUCAGCAAAAAACCCUUUCUCCAGCUGAUCGAGUAUUAGGGUCAACGUACAACAAUAUUGCUGCAGUGUAUGAUGAUAAAAAAGACUAUGAACAAGCGCUCGACAAUUAUUGUAAAUGUCUUGAAAUAUUCAAGAUCGCGUUGCCUUCCAAUCAUCCGUUGGUGGGUGCCACAUAUAACAACAUUGGUUUCGUUCAUGACAAUCAAGGAAAUUACACAGAAGCAUUGAAAUAUUAUGAAAAAACGUUAGAUAUUCAAUCGAGGUCUUUACCACCACUACAUCCAUCUUUUAUGAGUACGCAUAAUAACAUUGGCUGGGUUCAACAAUUGCCAACAAUGCCACCUUAUCAGGAGGACACAUAUAUUAAAACAACGGUUAUAACUUUACCAGUAAACGGACAACAUUAUCUUGGUGGAUUUGAAAUUUUGCCGAUAAAUAAAGUGCGUGCAUUUGACCCAGAAAAUCCAUCUUACACAAAAGUGUUAGAAGAAAAUGGUUUGAUGAAUUAUUUUUCAGCAAUUAUGAGAUCAUCGAAGCUAGCUGCAAGAAAAUUAAAGAGUUAUUAUAGUUAUGAUAAAUUUCAACUUGUAUUUGAACUAAGCAUAAAAGUGAGCAAAAAUGAUUAUCGUGACAUAGAAGAAACACAAAUUAUGUCAAAUAUUAUCACAGGAGUGAAACCGAUCAGUGAUGAGGCUUUACAAGCUUUAAAUGCAUUGAAGAUUUUAGAACUAGAUACUACAACAAUACAGAAAUUUGUUACUGAUUCUACUGUGCGAAAUCAAGACGAGCAUGUUCUUCAUUGUUGCAUCCCUGUUUCAGUCCAAUUUGAAUUUAUUACUGAAAAAGCCAACCACUGA